AUGCCAGACCAGAAGAACAUCCAGGGAGACACAUGGCCUCGCCUGCCUAAGAAGGCCGAAAAAUUCGUCUUCUUUCGAAUUACCAACCCGCAAGAGUUCAAGAAUGCGCUACCAACGAUGGCUGAUUUCAUCACUACAGCCCAUACAGCCCUGGUGAACCGUAACGAUAUCUUCAAAAAGAAAGCCGAAGGUACUCUCAAUGGUAUCAUCAACUUAGUAUCGCUCAAUAUUGCUUUCUCGGCCAAUGGACUGGCUAAGCUUGGAGCGGAAAGGUUCAACGACGACAUCUUCAACGGUGGCCAGUUUAAAGACAUGACUGCCCCGUCGGAAGGCGAGCCAGCUGAAGAUCACCUAGGCCUCGAUCCUCAGCAGGACUGGGUCAAUGAAUUCAAGCCCAGCAGUGGUGGCAUUGACGGUGUUCUCACUGUGGCUGGUGACAGCAUCCCGAGUAUUGACAAAAUAACCCGGAGGACAUUUGAUUGGGUAUUUAAUGUCGGCAAUGACAACCAAAGUGUUGAAACAGUCUAUACCAGGGAGGGCCAAGUCUUCGAUGAUCAUCUUGAACACUUCGGAUGGGUGGAUGGUAUUAGCCAGCCCCUUGUUAAGGGAUUGGACGAUCUUUCGAACGCGAAGGAUGGCAAAGGAAUGACCCCGGUAGACCCCGGAGUUAUCUUUGUCGGACACGAGGGCGAUGAACAGAAAACUCCCAAAUGGGCCAAGGACGGUAGCUUCAUGGUCUUCCGCAUCUAUGAGCAGCUAGUUCCCGAAUUCUACCAUUGGUGUGCUGCGAAUUGCUCUAUUGCUACGGCAGAGGUGAGAAAGGCCAUGGAAAUGGGGAAGCCGAUCGAGUGGUCUGGGGACGCGAUGCGUCAAAUGGGUCUGUUUUCCUCGCGAUUGGUGGGACGGUGGCCUGGUGGUGCCCCAAUGGAGCUUCAUCCCCUAGAGGACCCCGGCUCGGACAAAAACAAAGCAAUUAUCGAAGCGAGCGCGUUGAAGGCAUUGAAUCACACAGAUAGCUUCAACUAUAACCCCGCAGACCAGACGAGGUGUCCUUAUGCCUCCCAUAUGCGCAAAACUGGUCCUCGGGAUGACUAUCCCGAUUACGCCAAGCAUGUAAUGAUGCGCCGAGGAAUUCCUUAUGGGCCAUGGUGUGAUUUGGAUGAACGGGCAGGUGGAGCUACAAAGAGUGAACGUGGCCUGCUGUUUGUCAGUUACCAGAGCAGCAUUGAGAAUGGGUUCGUCACGCAGCAAAAACGGUGGGCAAAUUCUUCCGAUGGUCCAACGGACAUGGCCAAGCACGGUGGAGGGGCUAGCCAGGGAAUUGACCCUCUUAUUGGUCAAGUUCAUCCAAGCCGGAAUGGGAAGAACGUGGGUGUUCGGGUCAAUGGCAAGGACGAGAGUACAGCUGUUCAGAUCAACGCCAAGUACGAAGACGCUCCUCGUAUUCCCUUCCCUGACUCGGACCUUCAAAACCCUGCUCCCCAGGUCUACGAGGAAUCUCUUUCGCUGGACAGGCUGGUUGUUCCGCAUGGUGGUGAAUACUUCUUUACUCCCUCAAUGUCUGCAUUGAAGGAGUACUUGCCCAAGGUAUAG
Penicillium verrucosum is the source of this 1593-nucleotide messenger RNA. Its product is annotated as Dyp-type peroxidase. Gene Ontology annotation, cellular component: cytosol. Gene Ontology annotation, molecular function: peroxidase activity; heme binding. The record is from RefSeq and is a predicted model, not a curated record. Bases 1 to 1593 code for a protein of 530 amino acids. NCBI's taxonomy places the organism in Eukaryota, Fungi, Ascomycota, Eurotiomycetes, Eurotiales, Aspergillaceae. The transcript has 8 exons.